CUGGCAUCGCGUUAAGAGGGCUGGCCCUGCCACUACUCUCAACCCCUUGCAGACACUUCAGGAGGAAGCGGUGUGUCCCAUCUGCCUUGAUUACUUCAAGGAUCCCGUGUCCAUGAGUUGCGGGCAUAAUUUCUGCCGAGGGUGUGUGACGCAGCUGUGGGGCAAAGAUGAGGAAGACGGGGAAGAAGAGGAAGAUGAAUGGCAGGAGGACGACGAGGCAGUGGGGGCCAUCGGUGGACGGGACAAUUCCAUUCGAGAGGUUUUAUAUCAGGGGAAUGCUGACGAGUUGUUUUUCCAGGACCAAGAGGAUGAUGAAAUCUGGGACGGUGACGUAAGGGAUUGGGACAACAUGGAUUAUGUGUGGGACCAGGAGGAGGAAGAGGAGGAAGAUACGGACUAUUACCUGGGAGGCUUGAGACACGACCUGAGAAUUGACGUCUACCCGGAAGAAGAGAUAGUGGAAGAAUACGAUGAGGACGACGAUGAGCUGUAUCCUGACACUCACCUGCCUCCUCCUCAGCAGUUCACCUGCCCCCAAUGCCGAAAGAGCUUUACGCGUCGCAGCUUUCGUCCCAACUUGCAGCUGGCCAACAUGGUCCAGAUAAUCAGCCAGAUGUGCCCCACUCCUAAUCGAGGGAGUCGGGGGAAUGAUCAGGGGAUCUGCUCCAAACAUCAAAAGGCUCUGAAACUCUUCUGUGAGGUGGACAAAGAGGCCAUCUGUGUGGUAUGUCGAGAAUCCAGGAGCCACAAACUGCACAGUGUGGUGCCAUUGGAUGAAGCGGUACAUGAGUACAAGGUUCAGCUGUUGGCUGCUGUAUCACAAGUCAGACUGUUUAAACUUGCUCCUCUCUACUCCUGUGGCUAUACCCUGGACCUCAUCCACACACAGACGUGCUACGUAUCUGAAACCCUCAACUCCAAUUGCGCCGUGACCUUAGCUAGUGCAGUUAAACAUUCUAGAGCAGUUAAACACACUCCAGUAAUACCUGCCCUUCAUCUUUAUGGAAGCCACUGUUCCACUGAUUCCUAAUUUUUUUCUUUCCCAACUUAUAGAUACUUGCUAGCCUCACUUACUACCCUUCUGACCCUGGAGCUCAUGAUUAGUCUUGGCACAAAGAACUGAUCCAAGUUGUGGUCUAGACCAGGGUUUCUCAACCUCAGCACUCUUGACAUUUUGAGUGAGAUAAUUCUUUGCUCUGGGGGAUGGGGGAUGUCCUGUGCAUUCAAGGAUGCUUAGUAGCAUCCAUGGACUCUACCCACUAGAAGUAUGUAGCACUCCCCACCAGUUUUGACAACCCCAAAUGUCUCCAGAUCUUGCCAAAUGUCUUGGGCGGGGGUGCAAAAGCAUCCCUGGUUGAGAAUCUCUUGCCUAGUUUCAGGGAAAAGUGGUCAUAUCUACAGACAUGCCGUUACUAGCCUCACUUAGGCCCUAUAGCCAGUGCCUGGCACAGGUGUUCAAAAGUCUUCAGUGGAAGAAUAGCCUCACCUAGCUGGAAUUUUAUUAAAUGUCGCCUUAGCAUCAGUGGAUUAAUUGAUAUGACCCCCUGCUUCUCCCAGGUCUUGGCAUACAGGUGGCAGGGUCAAGAGGCCUUUUUUAAACAUUAGAGCUGCCUAUAUCACUGCCAUCAAAGACUAAGAUAAAGCAGUAUAUGAAAUUAAGAUCUAGAAAUAAUGAGUAAGAAAAGGCAAUCAUUUCAGCUAUUCCUUAGUUUCAACAGGGCCACACAACAGUUGUUUGUUUUGUUUUUUUAAGUAUUAUCCACAACUUACACAUAAGACCAGAGCCUCUCUGUUCCUGUCAGAGUGGGAGUGACCUUAGACUGAUAUAUUUAUAUAGCAUCAGCCCUUAAAGCACCUUCUUAAAACCUAAGGCUCCUCUGCCAUUGACCAUCAACCUCUGGCCCCUAUGCCAUGCCUCCUGAAACCUUUAUAGCAGUGGUCCCCAACCUUUUUAGCACCAGGGACCGGUUUCAUGAAAAGACAGUUUUUCCACAGGGGGUGGCGUGGGGAAUAUGGUUCAGGCGGUAAUAAGAUCGAUGGGGAGCAGCAGAUGAAGCUUCGCACAUUCGCCCACUUCUCACCUCCUGCCGGACAGCCCACUUCCUAAUAGGCCGAGGGCCGGGGCUCAGGGACCCUUGCUUUAUAAGACCUAUAGAUUCUAUGCUGUUUGCCACCCCUAAUCCCUUACUGCCUUUGAAAGCUAUGCUGUAACAGUGAAGUGAUCACAAAUAUUUAUUGACUGAUAAAAUGGGAAUACAAAAAGGGGGAGACAGGGACACUAGCCCUCUAUACCAGCUCUAAAAGGACUUUGUGCAAUGAUGGAAGUGUUCUAAAUCUGUGCUAUGCAAUAUAGUACAGUUACCCCUGGCGACAUAGGACUUUUGAGCUCUUGAAAUGUGGCUAGUGCAACUCAGGAACUGUAUUUUCCAUUGUAUUUAGUUUUAAUUUUAAAUACUUAUAUAUGGCUAAUGGCUAUCAAAUCAUGUUGAACUAUACAGUUCUGCACAAAAAAGGCAGGUUGAAUUCUGGUCCUCCCAAGGACCCUCAGGAGUAGUAAAGUCCACAGGGAAGAUGAAAAGGAGAAGUAAGACAACUUCCUUUUCUUUGUUUUUGUUUUUUUAAAUCUGACCAAAAUGGCCUUAAGCCAGUUAUACUUGUGAUCCAUGUGGAUCACAUGUGGGAGAUGUGACAGGGGAGAACUCUAAUGAAAAGUAGGUGAAAAACAAACUAUUACCCCCCUUUCCAAAAAGAGCUGGGGCUAGAACCUCAAAACAGGAGGGGUAUAAGUAUAAAUAAGGUUUUAUUUGGUGCCCUGACUUUUUGAAAAUGGGAUGAGGGGCAGAACCUAGUAUUAAAACAGAUAAGUAGGUUCUUCCCUUUCUCGUUUCACACUAAAUUGUGACAGAAGGUGGUGAGGCAGUCUUGGAGUCCUGGAAGGGAAAGCAGUUUGUGCAGGCAGUGUUCAUAAAAGAAGACAAAGUGAGAGGUUCUAAGAAUAACAGGGCUGAAGAGGAGAUUGUGAGAGCUAAAGGUAGUAAUAAAUUUAACUCUUAAUGAUAGUGUUUGCCCACAAAACAGAAUCCUCAGAGGUACAGUAUGAGAAUCUUGGGCUCAUCUGCGCAUGAGGGAAGUAUAGGAGGAAAUGCCACAAGGCUUCUGUUACCAGGAGACCUGCUACUCUUCUCCCCAACUCUCCCCCUUUCCAAAGAAGGGAGAAAAUGGAUACCUCAGGGAUUUGAAUUAGAAACAGCCUAAACAACAGGGAGGCUCAUUCCUCCAUAUCUCACUAGCUGAGGUUCAUGCUUAGGCCUUCCUUGCUUUUUCCGCAUCCUAAAGGAUUCAGAUCUAGAGUUGGUCAGAGCCUUCUGGUAGACAAUUCCACCUGGCAUCAGGCAGGGUCCCUGCAAAGAUAAGGGGGAUCCAGGUGGCCUGCAAGAGGAUUCCUGAAGGUCACACCCCCUUUUUGUCUGCCAUUUCCUAAAAUCCCUGCUCUCCCUCUAUAGCAAAGAUGGAAUUUCUAAGCAGGCUCUGGCUCUUUAACCCAAGUGUGAGCAGGAAAGUGUUAUGAGGGCUGAGGGCUGUCUCCUCAGCCCUCAUAUCUUGUAGUAAGCUAGCUAGCCUCAACGUUCCAUUUCAACAUAAUCUCUUAACCCUGGUUCACAUGAAAUCCUCUUCCUGGUAAAAAGCUGACAGCAGGCACCCUGGGUCACCUUUUGUUUCUCCCUACCACCUACAGCUCCUUUAAAUCCUUUAACAAGGCAAGAAGCUUGCCUUCUGUUGGCAUUUCUUAUAGUCCUACCUGGAAUACAGCCACCUGCCAGAUCAUGCCCAUUUUCACAGCCUCUGACUCUGCACAUCUGCUAAAGCACCCAGGGCCUGGGGAAUCCCACAGUCCAUCUCUCAGGGAAGACCUAAUAAAAUGCCUUAGCAGCUUUCUGGGCGACUGUUAGACCUCAGAUUUCUGCCUAAGAUGGACAAGGAAUCUUUUCCAAGAGACAUUAGAAAAUGGCAUAUGAUUUCUAAGAUCUGUUCCCAGCAUUGAUUUAAUGCCACAUCUCCACCUCUCACUAGGAAGAAUGGAACAGAACCUAUCAUUAUAGUCUCACGUUUCCUUGUCUCCAGCCUUUUUGAACUUUAAAUCUUUAGGCCUCAAUCAUUAAAUAGCUUCUGCAUACAGAACCCGACUCUAAACCCUGGAGUGAAUGAAGCAGGGUAGAGAUGGAUCGGAAGAGAUGUUCAACCCCUCACUGAUAUUAUGGCCUUUGGUAAGUCCUCUGUUCCUUCCUUUGUAAGACUCUCAUGAUCCUGUAGGAGACCCUCCUGUCCAGCUUCUGAACUCUACUUGUUUCUAGUCUUACUCCUCCAACCUAGCCUUCACUUUGACAACAAAUGCCUUUCAGUAAAAUCAAGGCUAGGCAGGAGAGGGAUGAGAUAAUCCUAAAGAGACUGUCCUGGGCUUCAGGACAAAAUCACUAGGGUUCCCUGCCCACCUUGAGCUUCAUUAUACCUUCCCUCUUGAAACCAUCACUCCCAAACUUGCGCCUGCAAACCACUUGCACACCUUCUCCCCUAAACUGGCCCCUAUGCCUGGAACACCCUCCUACUUCCCUCUAACUACUCAGCCUAUGAGACUAGCCACCAAGAUUAGAAUCUUCCACAUGUCAAACCUUCUACAAGGCGCUGGGAAUGCAACAUGUAAGCAGAAACAGCCUAGUUCAUGUCCUUAGGGUACUCACAGGAGAGGCUGGUGGAAUUGAAAUGAGACCCACACACUGCACCACCAUGACAUCAUAAAAUAAAGGAGCCUGACCUACAUCUGAGGGUCACAGAGGGCUUCCCAGAUGUGGCAACCAGAGCUGACACCUGAAGGAAGCUUAGAUUUAACUAAGAAAAGGAGGUGACAUGGUGGGCCUUCCAGGCAGAAGAACAAUGUGUGUUCUGUGUGGGAGAGAACUGAUGAGUUGGAGGAGCAAAGCAGGGCCAAUGCAGUCACGGCAUCAGAGUAUGGGGCGUGCCAGAGCCAACCACACUGAAUCUGCAGAAGGACAGGAAAACAAAGGGAAGCCAACUGCCCAGGGCUGACAGUCAGCAGGCCCUCUGGUCCUGGCCACACACUUUCCCCUCUGUCCCUCACCCACCACAUACAAAAGCCCUCACCUCAGCAUUCAAGGGAAGACCUCGCUCACCUCUUGAAUGCUGGCAGGAGGGGAAUGGAGGCCUCUGCUUCUAGAGGUCAUGGGCCUCUGGCAAGAAGCCUGAGGGGCUCUUUCUAGCUGUGUGGGUCCUGGGGGCUCCCUUCAGAAAAGGAAUGGUGAGACAGACUUCCUUAGAAGAGCCUCUCCAAUUUCUUGUGUGGGAUUGUUACCUUGUGUGGAAUGGAGGUAGUGUCCGCAGAGACAGGGGAAAGAUGGGGCAGCCCAGGGACUCAGACAAUAAGUGGGUGAGACAACACUAAACUUGGGACCAGGACCAGUUCUGCCUCCAGGGCGUGGGUGGCCUGGAGAAGUGGGAAGAUGGCUUGGAGGAGAGCUGAGUCUUCUCCAAAGGUCAGGUGAGAGCCUCUAGCAGGCUUCCACCUCCCUGAGGUUGGAGAAAAGAUGCCCUGGGUGAGAAGAAAGAGGCCUGGAGGCCGGCCCAAUCUGGCUGCGGUAGUUAGGCUUUGCUGUGAAAGAUGCAGCUGAUUCUCAAACUAUCCACCAGUUGAGGGACAUCACUCUGCUGGAAGGGGCCAGGUUCUCUGCUAACCAACAGUUAACCUACAGAUUCCUACUCGAGAGGAGUGAGGAGUCCAGGUGGACCCCUAACUGUGGCCAAGUGAGGGCUCAUAUGCCUAGCAGGGAGCCACAGAGCACCCUUGAGGGAAGAGGACAUGGAUGGGGCUCAACUGCUGCUGGGGCUGGGUGGGAAACACCACUCCACCCCCACCCCUACCAGAGCUACCAGUGAAGAGGUCCCCAGCAUCCCCAGGGUUGGGGUAAGGCCUUCGGCUCAAGACUGUCCUUCAGUGGCAUUGUGGCCUGCCAGUCUACCCUCCAAGAGAGGAGAGGCUGGGUGGUGGUUGGAGGAAGUGGAAAACCUGAAUCCUGCAGGAUCUCUGAUCGAUGGAGAAGUCCACUACAUCCCAUUUCUCUCUCUCCUCCACUGGCAUCGCCAGCUUAGUCCUGGUGGGUUCCAGGCAAAACCCAAAUCCCCACCUUGGCCCCAUAGGAGAGGCACUGUCAGAAUCUCAAGAGCAGAGACAAAUGUGGGGAUAAGCCUGUGGGUUGGGAAAGUUACCUUUAUGGGUCUUGGCCCGGAGGCAGGCAGAGGUGAGCUUGGGAACCCAGGAAGGCAGGGCUUAUCUGGGAGGCUUCUGGAGAAGAGCCUAGUGUACAGAAAGGUCGCAUCUUUGAGCCAGCAUGAGGGACUUGGCAGUCUCCUUUUAACCUGGUCUCCUGGCACCCUACGUCAGGGAUGUGGGUUCCACAGGGGCACCCUGGGCAAAGUUCAAGAAACAGAGAGCUGAGUGAGGUUUCCCCAGGAGAAAAAAAUGUAAAAUAAUGUGAUUGAGUGAUGGUGUCUUUGGAGAGUGGAGGUAGGAGAAGGAGGAGCCAGUGUUCUUGAGGACAGAGAGAUUUUGUGCAACACAUCUCACAUUCCACACCAAGGUGACCGGAGAAUCACUCAUCUCUCCACUGUGCUGAGUGCCCAGGAGGCGCAGGCAUGGUCCAAGUCGUGGGCAGCGAACUGGAUACUGGGGUGGGUAUAUGCAAGGGUCUCCCACAAACAACCACAGGAGAAACAAAACACUUGGGUGGGGGUGGGGGGUAGAGGUCAGUGUUGGAAAAGAGACAGGACAGCCAGCUGGGGGCGCCAGGGAGCCAGGUGAUGUACAAACCUGGGAUCCUUGGAGGAUAGUAGUUAAGCUAAGAGGAGCACAGCCAACACUGUGCCUGAAGAGCCCAACGUGGCUGUGGAGGAAGGCAGGGGUCUGCAAGGCACCAGGAGAGUAGCUGCUCUCAAGGAACAGAUUCUGGCCUUCUUCGCACACCUGAGAGGCCAUAGCCCACAGCAGCUUUGCCAUUGUCCAUCGCCUUCCUUCCUUGUAGAAGGCCUGCUAGAAGGCCUAGCAUGGCUUUCCAACGUUCUUCCCCCAGGCUGCGAGGCCCUCUGUCAACUGCCCCGAACUCCAUCUCAUUUUUUGGUCCCCAGGGUCUCCAACGCUCCAGCUCAGGACUUUUGCACUGACUCUUCCCUCCGAUUGGAACAUUAUCCCCCCCACAAAUCCAUAGGGCUCUCUCCUACAGUCCUGCCUUUGUUAAAAUCUCCCCCUCGAGCUCGCUUCUCCCCAUUCCAAUUUGCAUCGGAUGUAAACUCAAAAAACAAAAACAAACUGAUACGUUUUAUCCUGUUCAUAGCUGUCUCCCCAAGACCUAAAAUAGGGUCUGGUACCGAAGAGGUGCUCACUAAGUUGCGUGCAUUUACUCUGCCAGACAUUUUUCUGGGCGUUUUACCUAUCUUAAAUCAUUUACUCUCCACACCAUGUGAGGUAGGAAUUAUUAUUCCCAAUCUCAUUUCACAGAUGAGAAAAUAAACUUAAUACAUGUUAGAAACAAAAAAAGAAAUACUUGGGCACGCCUGGAGCCCCAGACCCACGGACCUUUCUGUUAACUGAUUUGGCCCGAGCCCCGAAAAGUCAGAACCCCGUAGGUCCUUCCUCUUGGGGCCUUUCAGUUUCUGCCAGAGCUCUCCGCGCUCCUGCCCAGGCGGGAGCGGGGUAACUGUCCAGCAGCUCACAGACUGAUUUUUCCUUCAUCCCCGGUUUUCCGCUCCCUAACCUAUGCCAGCCUUAGUUCUGGGUGGACUAAGUCUUUCCGGGCAUGGACUUCCUCAACAACCACCAGAGCUUAAACCUCUUGAGAGAAGGGUUGUCCCCCGCGCAUGGAAAUCUGUUAGGGUUUACUAGUUCACCUUAGCACAGUUUAUCUUUAAAAUUUAAUACCGUAUUUUUCACAUUGCCCACCGUUACUCACAGUUGCGCCCACAAA
Hippopotamus amphibius kiboko is the source of this 8027-nucleotide messenger RNA. It is a transcript of the gene TRIM52, whose product is annotated as tripartite motif containing 52. Gene Ontology annotation, molecular function: zinc ion binding. The record is from RefSeq and is a predicted model, not a curated record. The coding region runs from base 113 to 1030 and encodes 305 amino acids. Lineage: Eukaryota; Metazoa; Chordata; Mammalia; Artiodactyla; Hippopotamidae. The transcript has 2 exons. Gene Ontology annotation, cellular component: nuclear body.